GAUUUCACAACCCGGUUGCCAUUUUUGUUAGCCAACUUACCCAGUGCACCCGGAUCUCUGCUUCAACAUUUCAAAGCUCAAAACCUGGACAACCAUUUACCAAAAACCUUCUAAUAAAUUACAACACAGCAGCUUUUUUUUUUUUUUUUUUUUUUUUUUUCGGAGCAGAAAGAAGACACAAACCAAGCCUGAUAAUAAGGGAGUUUCUCUGGGCCAAGUGUCAGCCAUGAACCCUGAAUACGACUACCUGUUCAAACUGCUGCUGAUUGGAGAUUCUGGGGUCGGGAAGUCCUGCCUUCUCCUCCGAUUUGCAGAUGACACAUAUACAGAAAGCUACAUCAGCACGAUCGGCGUUGACUUCAAAAUCAGAACAAUAGAGCUGGAAGGCAAGACCAUCAAACUACAGAUUUGGGACACGGCGGGUCAGGAGAGGUUUCGCACCAUCACCUCCAGCUACUACAGAGGAGCCCACGGCAUCAUCGUGGUCUAUGACGUCACAGAUCAGGAGUCAUUCAACAAUGUAAAGCAGUGGCUGCAGGAGAUCGACCGCUAUGCCAGCGAGAACGUCAACAAACUGCUUGUGGGCAACAAGUGUGACCUGACCACCAAGAAAGUAGUGGACUACACGACAGCCAAGGAGUUUGCGGACUCUCUGGGAAUCCCGUUCCUGGAGGCGAGCGCUAAGAACUCCACCAACGUGGAGCAGGCCUUCAUGACCAUGGCGGCAGAGAUUAAGAAGAAGAUGGGACCAGGCGCCAGCGCGGGCGGCGCCGACAAAUCAAACGUGAAGUUCCACAGCCAGCCGGUGAAGGCGUCCAGCGGAGGCUGCUGCUGAGUCCUGAACUUGCCCGAACACACAACGCACAAAGGAAGAGUGAUGUUAGCGACCACCAUACGCCAGAGCAGACGCACAGCGGAGAGGACAGUGGGAGUGUGUGUGUGAAUGAAAGAGUGAACAAAUGUAGAGAUUUAAAGGAUGAUCAACAUUUCCUCAUGCACCAAACUCAUGCACAUUUCCAAAACAUGUUUUGAUCCCCGGAGUCAGAAAGCAGGCUGCAGAUAUGCGUCCUGGAUUCAAUUUUAACAGUCACGAUAGCAUGGAUUUCAGUAUUGUUUACAAAUGUAGUUAAUCAGUCAGGACAUGAUUUGGUGUUGCACUGGAGCUUGUUAGCUGUUAGCUACAUUAGCCUGUAGCUCCAGUACAAAUCUAAAGAAGUAAAUGUCAGACACUAAACAUUUUUACCUGAUCGACUUUGUUUUUUUUGUUUUUUUUUCCCCUCACAGCCAGGUAAAUGAUGUGAAGCGAAGGAGGUGUGGAAGUGGUUCUGUCCCAAACAGAAUGUAGUGUUUAAAUCACACUUUCCUCAUUAUGUUUCUCAUCUCAUAGUUGUUGUGAUGUUUCACCUCAUUUCUCCCUGAGAUUUGUUUUCUGUCUUUUAACACACCAGCCCAGGAAGGCCGUAGUGAUUACACGGUGUGUUAAAUGAGUUAGAAAGAUAAACUCUGUAGUGAAAUUAUCCUGCAGUCGCCCUGCACCUUCACAAGACUAAACAGAGACGGGUGAUCAGUGAAAUGUUCACCAGUGCUCACAUUUUAUUCGUUUAACCUACAUUAUUUCUGAUCAUUCAUUAUCGUUAAUAGUUUCUCAGUAGCUGCGUUGUGAACAUUUAUCGCUUUUAGCAUGCAUUCACUUUCUCACCUCUAUAAAUGGUAAAGUGCAUUAUGGGUAUUCUGUACCCUGUAGAGUAAUCAGUUGGACACUAACCAUAAGCAGUGCAUCAGUGGAUUUUCACUAUAUGGACCAUUUUAGAUGAACCAUCACAUCUUCUCUGGUUCCCAACAGCCAAUCAGAGCAAACCUGGAGGCAGAAACAGUUAUGAUUGGUUAAGACGCCAAACAAUGGACAUUUUUUCAAUUAGGUCACAGCAGGACAAUUUCCUUUUAUGUGACAAACCUGGAAAAUAAACUGACUUUAUGACUAAAUUUUUCCAAAUACUUCGGAUCAGGGUGUUUAGCAAAAAUAUUCUAGUGCUAUAAAAAUUUUUUAUAGCAUUAAAAAAAAACAAAAAACACAUGAAGUCAGAUGAUCUAGUAAGGCAAUUAGUUAGCUGAACACCAAGUGGUUAGCAAGACAGGAUAUUCAAGACAGGAUGAAAGAUGUGUGAGGGCGCUGUUGUGCACUUUUAACUUACAAUGGGGAGUCGAAAAGGGUGUGUUUUUUUUAUAAAGAAUAUUGAAACACAGCUUAUAGACCACGGCACUGUACAGGACUGAGCAUGUUGCUAUGAUUACGGUUGGAAGCCUCAGCUGUAGCGCACCAACAAAACAAAAACGUAAAAAAAAAAAAAAAAACAUGUUUUAUGCACAGAUCUGUAACCUGUACACAUUUUAAAUC
Molecule: messenger RNA, 2395 nt
Organism: Pangasianodon hypophthalmus (striped catfish)
Lineage: Eukaryota; Metazoa; Chordata; Actinopteri; Siluriformes; Pangasiidae
Gene: rab1aa
Product: RAB1A, member RAS oncogene family a
Exons: 6
Coding region: 227-835 (202 amino acids)
Molecular function (GO): GTP binding; GTPase activity
Source: RefSeq, a predicted model, not a curated record